Molecule: messenger RNA, 1365 nt
Organism: Tetrapisispora phaffii CBS 4417
Lineage: Eukaryota; Fungi; Ascomycota; Saccharomycetes; Saccharomycetales; Saccharomycetaceae
Product: SYLF and SH3 domain-containing protein
Exons: 1
Coding region: 1-1365 (454 amino acids)
Biological process (GO): actin cortical patch localization; actin filament bundle assembly
Cellular component (GO): actin cortical patch
Molecular function (GO): actin filament binding; phosphatidylinositol binding
Source: RefSeq, a predicted model, not a curated record
AUGGGUAUCAACAAUCCUAUUCCAAGAAGUUUGAAAUCAGAGACGAAAAAGGCUGCCAAAGUCCUGUCAAGUUUCGUCAAGCCAAAUCAGGUUUUUGGUGCAGACCAGGUCAUCCCCCCAGACGUCCUAAGAAGAGCUAAAGGUCUAGCAAUCGUCACCGUCUUGAAAGCCGGGUUCUUGUUCUCCGGCAGAGCAGGGUCCGGUGUCAUUGUCGCAAGGUUGCCAGAUGGCUCAUGGAGUGCCCCUUCUGCAAUAGCAAUGGCAGGCGGGGGUGCUGGUGGUAUGGUCGGUAUCGAGUUGACCGACUUCGUUUUCAUUCUGAACACAAAACAAGCAGUUAAAUCGUUCUCAGAGUUCGGUACAAUCACUUUGGGUGGUAACGUCUCUGUCUCAGCAGGUCCAUUGGGUAGAAGUGCGGAGUACGCUGCAAGUGCCUCGACAAAAGCAGUCGCCUCUGUGUUCGCCUACUCAAAGAGUAAAGGUCUGUUCGCAGGUGUCUCCGUCGAAGGUUCAGCAUUCAUCGAGAGAAGAGAAGCAAACAGAAAGUUCUAUGGCGACAAAUGUACUACAAAAAUGAUUUUAUCAGGUAGAAUUAGACCUCCACCACACGCCGACCCAUUAUUCAGGGUCUUAGAAUCCAGAGCAUUCAAUUACAGACAGCGCGGUUAUGACGAUGAUUACGACGAGCGUAGGGAUCGUGACUACGACACAGACAGUUUCUAUAAUGACAUCCCAGAUUCCUUCUCUUCAAAUGACGACUACGACUACGAUCCAAGAGGUGGUUCCAGAUCUAGAGCAGGCUCACGAGCUCGUGGUGGCUACGAUGACUUCGAUAAUAGCGAUAGCGACGACUAUUACGGAAGCAGAAAUAGCCGUUCCAACGUAGCAGGAUCCAGAUACGGUAGAAACGAUGGUUAUGGCUCAGAUAGUGAUGAUUAUGACAGAAAUAGCACGAGAGAUUAUUAUGCAGAAAAUAGAAGAACCCCUGCCAAUAGAACCUCCUCAUAUGGGAGACCAAGUAGCAGCAGAACCAACACCCGUUGGGAAGAUGAAAUAUAUGAUAAUGAAAAUAAUGUCGAUGAUGUAUCAAAUAGAUUCUCCAGGGCAAGAAUCUCGAGCAAUAACAACAGUGCAAAUAGAGAAAGAAGAGCUUCAAGAAGUUCAUACAACGACGGAGUUAGUCAUGCUGGUCCAAAGGCUGUGGCUCUAUACACAUUCAGCGGUGAAGAAUCCGGGGAUUUAUCUUUUAAGAAAGGUGAUGUGAUUGCUAUCUUAAAGAAAUCGGAUUCACAAGACGAUUGGUGGACUGGUAGAGUGAACGGUAAAGAAGGUAUAUUCCCUGCAAAUUAUGUCGAAUUAGUAUAA